UUAACUUGAAAUUCAUUUGCAGAAUUCAAGUGAGAGAAGUCAUGGCCAGAUUACUACUAGCGCUUGUAUUUUCCUUGGUUUCUAUCGGAAUCAUCGACGUCAGCGCUCACAAUGUUCAGAUAACUAUAUUGGAGAGUGCAAUUGCUAAAGGAGCAGUUUGCCUCGAUGGUACCCCUCCGGGUUACGCUUAUAGCCGAGGGUAUGGAGCAGGAGUCGAUAACUGGCACAUCUACUUACAGGGUGGUGAGUGGUGUGUGAAUGUUGAUGACUGCCUUGAAAGGACAAGAACUCCAAUUGGAACUGGUCCAACGCCCGGCAACAUGUCUUUCGGCGGGAUGCUCGAAGAUAAUUCCACCUUUAAUCCCGAUUUUUACAAUUGGAAUACUGUUCAUAUUUUUUACUGCGACGGUUCGUCCUUUUUUUCCAAUGUCGACGAGGUAGAUCCGGCACACAACCUAACUUAUAGGGGUGCAAGAAUCUAUGAUGCCAUGAUGGAUGAGCUACUAAGGCUUGGACUUGGAAAUGCUAAGAAUGCAUUAUUGUCUGGCGGUUCAGCGGGGGGACUAGCCACAAUCUUACAUUGUGAUAAGUUCAAGACCCUAUUUCCUAAUACUACUAGGGUUAAGUGUCUAUCAGAUUCUGGAUUUUUUAUCCAUGGAGAGCAUUUUGUUGGAGCUGAUUGGAGAGAAAAUCGCUUCUCCGACGUGAUAUCAACACAUGGCUUGACAAAUUUGUUGCCUCCGUCAUGCACAUCCAAAUUCAAUCCAACUCUGUGUUUCUUUCCUGAAAAUUUGGUCCAAGAUGUUAAAACUCCAUUAUUUCUAAUCGAAUCAGCCUUCGACCUAUUUCAGAUCACACAAAAUGUGUUCCGAUAUAUAACUCCAAGAUGGUACGAUUGCACACAUAACUUAAUGCUUUGCAAUUCGACCGAGAUAACAAUUAUAAAAGAUUUUAGGAACACAUUCCUAAACACGAUUACGAAUACAUUUGCUGAUAGCUCCUCGAGAAUAGGUUAUUUUGUACAUACAUGCUAUGCACAUGGCCACCUAUGUAGUCAAGACUAUUCAACAUGCUCAUCAUCGGCCGGACACAACGUGCUUAAUAAUAAGACGAUAACACAAGCCGUGAGUGAUUGGUUCUUUGACCGGAGCGAAUUCAAGCAAAUGGACAUUUGCAAUGACAUGCCACGGAACUGCACUGUCACCGACUGGAAUUCUUUUCUUCAAACGUGUGCAGCGUGGAAUGCCAUAAAUUAAUAGCCUUCGGAUUUUAAUUUCUAUUUUCUGUUAAUGAAUGAGGAUCAAAGUUUUCGGUUAAA
This is a messenger RNA of Salvia splendens (bonfire salvia), 1318 nucleotides long. Its product is annotated as pectin acetylesterase 11. The transcript is spliced from 12 exons. The record is from RefSeq and is a predicted model, not a curated record. Gene Ontology annotation, biological process: cell wall organization. Gene Ontology annotation, molecular function: pectin acetylesterase activity. The coding region runs from base 42 to 1256 and encodes 404 amino acids. Gene Ontology annotation, cellular component: plant-type cell wall. NCBI's taxonomy places the organism in Eukaryota, Viridiplantae, Streptophyta, Magnoliopsida, Lamiales, Lamiaceae.